UCUUGCCACUUGAACCGUCUGAAUGAGUCGUCCUCUGUAUUUGUUUUCGUUAAGUCGAGGAUAGACGUUUAUUCGCAGCCAUUUACGAUUUAAAAUUUACUUACAUUUUCUUGGUUAACCAGUUUUUUUGGGAUCUAAAUUUUGAUUUUGAAUCAGUGCGCAAAUUUUUAUUCAUGAUCUUCUAGAUACUUUGGUGUGCGGAAUGGUUGACUAUGGUCUCUAAACACUUUUGGGAUUUCCAACCCAGGGCGCCUCUGGUGAAGCUAUGGACGAUGUUGCUAUGCCAAAAACCACUGAGGAUUACAGUUGCAGGCUGUGCUAGAAGGUCGCCCUGGUUGUUGUAUACGCAUCUCUAAACUAACCCAGCUCCAUGUAGUCUUUUCAAUCGCAUCUUAUAUUAAAAAAAUCGAAAAAAAUUGUGUGGCUUUCUGUGUAACGUCUGGACCGAUGUUCCAUCAUGGAAUCCAUCACGGAAUCGAUGUCUGCGUAUUCCACACUUAUUACGUAAAACAUAAAACCCCGUUGUAUUCUCCACUGACUGCUGCGCAGUUGACAGCACGAAAUGAGCCUAGAUGAAGGCAUCGCGGAAGGAAAUGCCACCAUUUCCUACGUCCCGUAUCGGACGCUUAAUACGUUUGGUGAUUCUGGAACUAUCGGCACAAUCGUGAAGUUUGACGACUAUGAAGAGUUACUGUGGACGGCGUCGAAAGAGGGACGAAUCUCGUCUUAUUGCGGUCCCUACUUGUCCAGAUAUACUACCUUCUCAACGCUAUACGAUGCAGAGCUCAAGGAUAUGUGCGUCACGGACCCUGGUAUUCUUACACUGACAUCAUGCGGACUGAACCUGCACAAACGUGGAGGUGGCCUGCUUUAUGCUACGGGGCUAUCUAGCCCGGGAGUUUUCUCUUCCUGCUUAGCCGUUUCCGCCGCCACAACUUGUUAUCCGAAUGGAAGCAUUGUCAUUGCCGGAAAGCAUGGAUCUGCCCGCAAGUUAAAUUUGGAACGACCUGAUUACAUUGAGAAUCUCCAGAUUGCCGACAUUGAUACGGUAUUUCUACGAGGAUCCGAGCGGUAUUUGUGUUUUGCGUCCAGCGGCGGCGACAUCAGCAUAGUCGACCUUCGUUCUAAUCAAGCACGCCACCAUCGCGCCAUACCGGAUAGUAUGAUAUUGUGCGAUGUAGAUGUGUAUGAUUAUUCGUUGUUUAUGUGCGUACAUGGAGUGGACAGCAUCGACAACAUUCUUCCAAGUUAUUCGCUGAGCGUUUAUGAUUUGCGCGUCUGUAAGGCAACAUCCCCGAUCAAUACCUGUCUUGCUCCCAGUUUAGUUCGUUUUAUGCCAAAAUCCUUUGGACAAUACUGUGUGGCUGUGGACAUGGAAGGCCGAUUCCAGUUUAUUAACAGUUUUGCCAGUGCGGAAGUAUGCGAAGAGGUUCAUCGACUGGGAAACUUUGCGGCUGCACCAGUCAGCAUUGAUUUUUCUAGCUCAGCGAAUAGCUUUGUUAUUGGCGACGCCGCUGGACUUGUGCACAUAUUCUCACGGGGAAAUCCCUCCUCCCAUCCGCAGUGGAAUUCGCAUUCGCGCCCUUGUGCAGUUCCAGAGCUUUUGUACCAUAACAUCGGGCAUACUGCGUCUGCGCAUUAUAGAAGUGAUGGCCCUUCCGCUGGGACAAGUCAUCCUCUUUUGCGAAGCCAAAUAAAUUCCCAAAGUUGGCCAACCACGUCAACAGCGGGUCUGGAAUCACCACAAAAGAGUGUUGCGCUGGAAGUGGCAGAGGGCCGUCCGGUGGGACUGCCAAAAGACUCACCUGUGCCGUUCACUCCGACCAAUGGGUGCAAGGCCGAUACGGUGUCAAUGGGCCGCAGCCGGUCGCGGAUGCCGCAGAUCAGCUGGAGGGAAUUUAAUUCCUCGAACCUGCCAGCCCUGGAACCGGAACUUCCUAGUUCUUACUGUAAUGGUAUACUGCAAGCUUUGUACAACAUUGGCCCGCUGGCGGCGAUCUUCCAGAAUCAUCACUGUUAUAAUGAGUUCUGCCUGUCAUGUGAACUGGGAUUUCUUUUCCAUAUGAUGAAUGUUGCUGGGUCAGAAGAGCCUUGCCAGGCCAGUAAUUUGUACCGUGUUAUCCGUUCGAUGGACAGUGCCGUUCAUCGUGGGCUGGUCAUUAGCGAAGUGGACGAUCUCUCUGGUACGAUGCCGCAGAUUCUUCUACAACAGUGGAUACAGUUCGUUUUGGAGCAUACUCAUAAGGAACUGAUGCAUGACGGUUACUAUGCGAGUCAGGACUCCAGUAUAUCCCGGUUAGCUUCGGUGCGCGUCCUGGAUACCAUUACGCACACUUGUGGGCACAUCUCACAAGAGCAAAGGACGCUUUUUACCUUGCCACUUCGCUAUUUCGGAGCGCAGAAUCAUCGGGGUCAAGAUUUGCACUAUAUCUUGCGGAAUACGCUGAACGAAUGUUCGGAGUGGGUUCUGCAUUGCGAUACUUGUGGAUUUGAGAAUGUUGCCUGCUUUACACGCAACGUAACCUCGCUCCCAGAAAUUUUUGUUUUCAACUUUCGACUGGACAACGAAAAUAACGCUACAGCAAUGAAACAGACUCUGGCCAAUUGGACCAUCCAGCAGCUGAUAAAGAAAAAGGCCGAAAGUUCACCUUUAACGUUAAAAGAUGUUAAGGCUUGCCGAUACGGUGCUCAGUGUAAUCGCAUGGACUGCCUCUUCUUGCAUCCUCGGGAUAUCGAAGCAGAAUGUUCGAAAUCGGACCCGCCAACGUUCAUCCCAACGUCCCUCUGGAUGAACAUCGGUAGUGAUGGCAAAACGGAGGUGGUGAACACGCGACCAUUAGGACGCCAAAAAUGGACUGAGUACGAAGUGGCUGCCGUCACUUAUAUUGCUCGCUGCAAGGAAAAGGGAGAUUCGCAAAGUUUUGUUAGCGCCAUCAAAGUGAGGAAUAGAAGUGGCGGAGCUGAUCCCUGGCAUUUCUUUGAUGAUCUGAUAAUAACACCGGUUUCUCAGCGAGAAGCACUUCACUUUGAUCUAAAUUCCCGCAUACCUUGUACGGUAUUUUAUGCUCGAGCGGACGUGCAGAAGAGAUGGCCGACCACGGUGGAUAAUCCGAUUACGCGAGAUAUCUUCCUGCGCUACUGCGAACAGAGUAUACCGCCCGGUCAUCACGAACCGAGCUCCAUCAUUCCUAUUCAGGAGACAGAAUGCUUUGGACCGAGCGAUGUCGUAGCACUGGAUGCAGAAUUUGUUUCUCUCAGCGACGGCGAAGUGGAAUUCCAUGCGGAUGGAACUAAGUCUAUUAUUAAGCCCUCUAUGAUGUCUCUGGGCCGGGUGACCGUCGUGCGGGGUCAUGGAGUGCUGGCUGGUACACCCUUUAUGGAUGAAUAUGUUGUGGCUAGAGACAAGAUCGUUGAUCACCUGACGGAGUUUUCCGGUAUCCAGCCGGGAGAUCUGUGUGCUGAUUUCUCCUCUAAACGGCUGCAAACGUUAAAAUCUGUUUAUGUGCGGCUGCGUUACCUCGUUGAUCAGGGUGUGAGGUUUAUCGGUCAUGGAUUAAACAACGACUUCAGAGUUAUUAACAUAAAGGUGCCAAAAGAUCAAAUCAUCGAUACUGUUCAACUUUUCCGUUUACCGGAUCAGAGGCUGAUAUCACUAAGGUUCCUAGCAUGGUACUUUCUGGGUAGCCACAUCCAGAUUCAUUCACAUGAUUCCAUUGAAGAUGCCCAAUCCGCCUUAUACCUGUACCAGAAAUACGAGGCACUCACCAAAGAUUCCUCCAAAUCUGAUGGCAGCACAUUUGUUAAAGUGCUUACACAAAUGUACGAAAUCGGCAGAUCUCUCCAGUGGAAAAUUCCUGUUCCCGAAUCAUAGUUUUGACUGUAGUGGUCACCGAUGUUUUAUGCGGUACACUUCACCGUCUGCAUGUUCUGCAACCGUGUUCAGUAUUUUUUUAUGUUCUAUUCCGCAUUUAAAUUUUUUCCUUGUCUGUGUUUGUGGUUUUAAUUACUUACGUUUUUAAUUUUUUCACCUAAAUGCGGUCUUCUUUAUUCAGGUUUUAUUCGUAAAAACUUUGUGAUAAAAACUGAUUUUAGACAAAUGGCUACAACAGUGAGAUCUGGCCAAACACUCGGGUAUCGAAAGUUUUAAAAAAGAAAAACAUUGUCA
Molecule: messenger RNA, 4165 nt
Organism: Paramacrobiotus metropolitanus
Lineage: Eukaryota; Metazoa; Tardigrada; Eutardigrada; Parachela; Macrobiotidae
Product: PAN2-PAN3 deadenylation complex catalytic subunit Pan2-like
Exons: 16
Coding region: 563-3871 (1102 amino acids)
Biological process (GO): nuclear-transcribed mRNA poly(A) tail shortening
Cellular component (GO): PAN complex; P-body
Molecular function (GO): protein binding; nucleic acid binding
Source: RefSeq, a predicted model, not a curated record